Molecule: messenger RNA, 5349 nt
Organism: Labeo rohita (rohu)
Lineage: Eukaryota; Metazoa; Chordata; Actinopteri; Cypriniformes; Cyprinidae
Gene: vax2
Product: ventral anterior homeobox 2
Exons: 3
Coding region: 470-1396 (308 amino acids)
Biological process (GO): regulation of DNA-templated transcription; neuron differentiation; brain development
Molecular function (GO): DNA binding; DNA-binding transcription factor activity, RNA polymerase II-specific
Source: RefSeq, a predicted model, not a curated record
GAGUAAAUCGACUGUAUAAGUCAUAAAAGGGAAAAAAAGGAAAGUUUGCGCUGCUCGGAUCCAUGUUUGUUGUGUGGAAUUACUUAUACGUGGUUAAGCAGUGAAGCGCCUCCCAGUGCCUCGGUCAUAGACCUUGAAACCCAGCGCAUAUAUGCAGAAUGCAUUUUGGGUUGAGCGCGAUCCUAUAGCUGAGGAGGGUUCCUCCACUUGCCCACAGGGCCCCCUCCACCUCAACCGUCCUUCCCUUCUUCAUACAUCUCUUCCUGCAUGGACGCCCGAUGCCGGAACAUGCUAAAAUAUUUAGGCAGAAACUCGGUUCCGUCGCUGGAGUCUGUGGCUGGAUUCUAAUUUGAUUUUUUUUAUUUUGUUGGGAAUAAUCUCCCCAUUUCUAACAAGAAAGAACUUACUCUGACUAUUUAUUCAACAGCUAAAAAAACUAAGUGAACACACAAAACAGUUAAAUUAUUAGAUGUUUGAUCAAGCCACGACUAUGGGCGAUGGAAUCGCCGAGGACCGAAACCACUGUGGAUCCAAUUCGUUGUGCCGUGACCGCGGCAGAGACUCCAAAAGCCGGACGGAAGUGGGGAACCGGUCACCUGUGCAGAGUUCUACCGACACACCGGGGACUUCGGCUUCCACACCGACUUCAUCAAGCGAGGAUGGACACGAUAAACUUUUAGGAGUCGACCCGGACUACUGUCGAAGGAUUCUGGUCAGAGACGCCAAGGGCACUAUUCGGGAGAUUGUACUGCCAAAAGGCCUGGAUCUAGACCGGCCGAAGCGCACACGGACCUCGUUCACGGCGGAGCAGCUCUACCGGUUGGAGCUUGAGUUCCAGCGAUGUCAAUAUGUGGUCGGACGUGAGCGCACGGAGCUCGCCAGGCAGCUCAACCUUUCAGAAACUCAGGUGAAAGUGUGGUUUCAAAACCGCCGCACCAAACAGAAGAAGGACCAGACCAAGGACACCGACAAGCGGUCGUCGUCCACCUCCGAAUCGCUCGCCACGUGCAACAUCCUGCGGCUGCUUGAACAGGGGCGUCUACUGUCUGUGCCUGCGCCUCCACCCAACCCACUGCUGACUCACCCGCACCCGGGCAACGGCUCGCUCUUGGGCAGCCCGUCUGUAUCCACUUCCUCUGGGGUGAGUAGCAGCACCACGCCUCCCGGGGCGGCAGCGGGCGGGACGUUCGGACUGUCGCUGUCUUCUUUAGCCGGCACCCCGCCCUCGCCGCGCCUCGGGGUCCCACCGCCUUCCCUUUGCUUUACCAUGCCCCUCCUGGGCGGCACCCAUCACGAACUGCCAUCGGGAUAUGGGUGCGGAUCCUCAGCGUUCGAGCCCUACAUGAGGAUAGAGAGGAAGGACGGAGAGUUAAAUGGGAAGAAGACGGUUUCCUAAAAACACUGCCAACCGAUUGGUACCUUCCCCCUUCUACCUGUCUCAGGGGUCUCACCUGUGCCGUGAACAACCGGAUGGUUCGCAAGCUAUCAGAAAGAGAUUGAACAACGGCCUCUCUUGCGCUAGUGCCUACAACCAAACCGAGGCCGGUCGGACUCCAUCGUUCCAGGGGAGGUGAGCGUUUGGGACGAAGCCUGUAAUUAAGCAUCGCUGUGUUCGGUGGAUUUCGUCAUCCACAGGUUUCCUUCCAUCUUUGCAUUACGUGUGUGGUGAGGAACUUAUUCUUUGUGAACGAUGGAAACUGCUGUAAAUGUAACUGUAACUGUAAAAGGCUAAAUCAUUUCUCAAGUUUGUUUCCAAAUGGGUGUUAAAAAAUGAGAAAAAUUCUGAAAAAAUUAUCAACAUUGUGGUACGGUUUUAUGCUGCUCUAAAUUAAUUGACUUUGGGGAGCUUCUUGUCGAUAUAAAUGUGAGUCUGUGUGAAAGUAUAAGAAUGAGAGAAUUAGGUAAGUAAACACGUACAGUAACAAUAACAAGGCACUGACAACUUUUGUGGCAUUAAUUUCGCACUAGACCUUGGUCUUAAUGAGAAUUCAACGGACCGAAUGAUUAUUCAUUUAGCAGUGAUGUGACAUUAAAUCUGAGCAUGUGGAAAAUUACACAGGUCUUCAGCAAAAUGCAAAAUAAUUGCGUCUAAAAGUGCUCAUCACGUGUGUUUCUCAUCAAGGAUACAUUGUUGCAAUGCACAACUCUUUAAACUAUGUCUCUUCUCUGGUUAACACACAAAAUUCUCAAUUGAAAGCAAUGCUUUCAUUGGCCCAAUAACAAUAUAAGGACCCUUUUCACAGACUGUGAUGACAUGUUUCCAGUUAUCAGCAUCGUAAAUCUAUAAAGGUUUUCAUUGACCUUACACUUCAGAGAAGUGGUUAAAGCUGCUGGAUGAGUGGGAUUGAUAGUAAGUUUGACAUCUUUCUCUCUUCUGAUCAACGUAAUCAAUCUCUGUACAAUUUUCUCCUCUUUUGAAAAGUCAUAGAACACUAUCUUUUCACUAUUGGGGCAAAUGAGAACACAAAAAAUACACUUCUUGUUUCCACUCACCACAGUAGAAAUUCACCCAACUACGGCGACUUCUGAGAAUGCUAGAAAUGUGAAAACGGUCCAUUGCCCUUAGUUAACAUGUUUCCUCUUGUCAGAGAGUUGCUUCCAAAACGAUGCAAAGGGCUAAUUAUUGACUUCCAAGAUUAACCACCUUUCAGAGUCUUCAGCACCUGAUUUUAUUCUCUGAGAUCUUAAACAAUGCUUAAUGACUGAUUGAGCAUGCAUAGAAUUAGUUUCAUAGUAUGUGCACAUCAUUCAGACACCGUCUGCAGUUUACAUGACUGAAUCAAAACAGACACUUACAAAAAUUACUUUGAUAGAAAGAUUGUUUAACGAAUACUAUGAAAGUACUUUUUUUGUUUUGUGUGAAAUUAAAAAAAAAAAAAAUUCACCGUCCCAAAUGAUGACCUUUGUCGUCCCAUGUCAGUAUUAGUUAUGGAUGCUAAGCGUCUUGUCAGAGCCGUUAGGUCAGUUUGGUGCUCUUGCACAUGCUUUAAUAUGACUGAAGAAGUACAACCCACAAUUAUUCAGCAUUUUUCAUGACCUAGAAUCAGAUGCACUUUACGUUAAUGGAUUUUCCCAGUCUUCUUCACUCAAAACCUACCAUUAGUAAGAACAGCAUGCAUCAGUUUUUAAAAAUUCCCCAAACAUUCCGUUUUUGUUUUUGAAAGGCAGCCAAAGACAUCCACUGUAAUGACUUCCAAACUUCUGAACCGAUUCAAUGAAGACGUGGACCAAAGCUAGGCUAACACUCAUGCAAACGUUUCAUAAUUCAAAAGAUGAUUCUGUAGCCUGUGUCUUGUAAAGGCCUGAGCAUUUCACAUGAAAACAGUCUUAUGCGCCUGUUCACACUAGGACAAAAUUUGGUUUUACCUAUGAGUGGUAAAAAAAACAAAAACAAAACACCAACAAACAAGAUUUGAGGUCACAAAAUAGAUGUAUCCGUGCUGAGCGAAAUCAUUACUGUCUGGUUGAGCUGAAAUCUGUUUUCUCAGACUUUUAUUUUGCAUUAAGCGAGCUGGGUUGUAUUUUGCAUUGAAGCAUGUGAAGUGCUUUUUUGCUUUGCUUUAGACUGAAGAGACCUUUGCACUUGGUUGUUUUGCGUUCACACUGACAGCAAUUUCAAUCGCUGAAAGUGCUUAUGAUUUUAAAGCUUAUUGUUUUCCAUAAAGUUGAACUCCAUUUAACUUUGCUGCUCUACAGUUUCUGACACCCCUAAAUUUCCAGCUCUCACUAAAAAAUGAUUUCUGAUCACUUGAAGUGUGAAUAGGCAUAUUCAGUGGCCUGUAAGUUUAUCAGCUGCUGUAUACACGAAAGCUUAUAAAAAGGCAAUUGCAAAUUUUAUCUCACAAUUCUUUUAUCCCCACAGUUGCAAGUUUAAAUCUCACAAUUCUGACUUUUUUUGAGAAAUGUGAGUUUAUGUCUUGCAGUUGUGAGUUAACUGUGAGAUGUACACUCAGAAUUCAGAGAAAAAAAGUUGAAUGUAAAAUUCUGAGAAAAAAGGCUAAAUUGUGAAAUAUAAACUCACAAUUACAAGAAAAAAAGUUGAAUUUGUUGCAAUUACCAUUUUUAUAUUUUUAUUACUUGGCAAAAAAAAGUUUUCUGUUUUUAUCAUCUUAAAGUAUUGUAGACUGGACAGUUGAAGGAAUAGUAAAACCCAAAAUGAAAAUUGCAUAGUUAACUCACCCUUGUGUCGUUUCAAAACCUGUAUCGACUUCCAUGGAAUGCUGGAUCUUCUAAGAACACAAAAUAGAAACAUUAAAGUAAUGACUGAUAUUCUGUAUUCCAAAUCUUCUAAAAGUCAUAUGAUCAUUUUGGAUGAGUAUUAGAGUAACGACAAUAGUAAGUUGCUUUUUGAAGCCUGAAAACUCCAUGUACUUGCAUAGACAGGAAGAAAGUCUUGAGGGUGAGUAAAUGAUGGCAGAAAUUUCAUUUUUGGGUAAACUAGUCCUCCCUUUGAGUUGCUCUGCCCUUACUUUCAGAAGAAGGCAUGGACAUGGGUUUAGCUUCUUAUACAUCUGGUAUUUGAUUGCAAAUGGACCGUGCAUAAAAUUCUCGUUGGAGUUGUUGUCGAACAGGGUUAUUUUCUAUAAGCGUUAUUUAUAAUUCACUGCUGCAUCAUUUAGCCUGAAGCUCUGAGACAGACACCAGCUCAUAACACAAGCGCAUUUAGUCGAGGCUUCCGAGACAAAAACACACCUGUACUCAUCACACACUCGGUUUCCUAAAACAAUGAUGAUGUGUUGAUUACUGAAGGCAAAAAAAACUAAUGGAGCAACUCCAUUUGAAAAAACAGCAGAGUUGUAGAUUAAGAAAUUAAGCUUUUGAAAAGGCAUUGAAAGGAGUACUGAAGACCUUUACCAUCACUGCAAAACUUGUUUACCUCCUUAAUUGUGAACCAUAAGCCUGAAAUAUGUUUUCACAGUAUGUUGAACAAGCAAAGACAGUAUAUAUAAAUAACAUUGCCACAGAAAUGAUUGUAAAAUGUGGUUUGAGUUUACGGUGAUUGUGUGGAAAGAUUUUAUUUUUUAUCUCACCUCCAUAUUUCCUUCCAUUGUUAAGGGUCAGUGCUCUUGUUCUGGCACAAAGAUUAUGUGUAAGUAAGCCAUAAGCUCUUUGGCAGUACAGCAUUUGUGUGACCGUGUCAAAAAAUAAGAAUAAUUAAAAAAAGUGACAUAAUGGCACCAGCUUCUCACAAAUAAGAAAACACUUAAACAGUAUGUAAAUAUAUGAGUUUUUGCACAGUAUUUUAAUGUUGUAUUAUGUGAUCUUACAGAAAAAAAUGAAUGAAAAAAAUAUAAAUGCUUUACAAUUCUUUGUCUCAUUAACUAUUUGCACUUAUUUAAAAAAGUUUGU